This is a messenger RNA of Stegodyphus dumicola, 1095 nucleotides long. RefSeq names its product toll-interacting protein-like. Lineage: Eukaryota; Metazoa; Arthropoda; Arachnida; Araneae; Eresidae. Gene Ontology annotation, biological process: ubiquitin-dependent protein catabolic process. The record is from RefSeq and is a predicted model, not a curated record. Gene Ontology annotation, molecular function: ubiquitin binding; ubiquitin conjugating enzyme binding. Gene Ontology annotation, cellular component: cytoplasm.
GCUAAAUUAAAUAAAAAUUAUGGUAUAACACGCAUGGAUCCCUACGUUCGUCUACGAAUUGGACAAACAGUGUAUGAAACAAAUACUGACUAUAACGGUGCCAGAAAUCCCAGGUGGAAUAAAAAUUUUAAUUGCUAUUUCUUACCCAAUGAUACUUGUAUCGAUAUUGAAAAUCUAUGUGAGUGUGCAUUCUCCCUGGAUGACAAAAUAGCAUGGGCAUGUUAUGACAUACCAGAAUCUGUACUCCAAGGUGAAACUUUAAAUGUUUGGAUUGAACUUUCAGGAAAACUUGGAAAGGGAAAAGAGGGCCUUAUCAAUCUGGUGAUCACUUGUCAACCAGUACCAUCUGGAACUCUUGUAUAUCACUCACAGCCUAUAGUUGCAGUAAUGCCAUAUGGUUCUGUUUUUGCUCGAGAUGCUGCAGCAUAUCCUCAGUGUAUAACACCAAAAGGUCAGUCAUCAGUUAUUGCUGUUUCCAAUCCAGUUCCAGCUGCAGUGCAAGAGGUUCCUGAGCAUAUCUCAAAAGAAGAUUUAAAACAAGUGAUUGAAAUGUUUCCGAAUAUUGAAGAAGAAGUUGUACAAACUGUGAUGGAUAGCAACAGAGGAAAUAAAGACCAAACCAUCAAUGCAUUGUUAGCACUAAGUGAAGGAACUUAAAGACAUUGUUUUUGAAAAAUGUAUUUUUACACCAUAUCUUGUCAUAUUUUUCUGUUGUUUAGAAUUUUUUUAUAAGUUGACUGUUAGUCUUAGUAUUUUUUCUUUUUCUAUUAGUCAUAUUGGUGCUUUUUUCAAAAAGUACAGGUAGAACUGAUACAGAAAUUUUUAAAAAAAAAUUACAUAUCAGCUUUUGUUUUCAGAAUGCAAGUAUAGUUUUAGAUUCUGUUAUAGUUAUUAUUAUAUGUUUUUAGUACCUAUAUUUAUUUUCAUAAUAUUGUAAAGUAUUUAAAAGAAACCAAUAACAGUGUAAUAUUGACUAUCAGCGUAUCAGUAUCAUUGUAUGUAUCGGUUAAUUGUAUCAUAAAAAGUACUUAUUCAUAUUUUUAUUCCAUUAUAUUUUAAUAACAUUUCUAUGAAUAAAAAAGGGCUUUAUUCCUU